This is a messenger RNA of Acanthosepion pharaonis, 3816 nucleotides long. The record is from the annotation of a GenBank genome assembly. NCBI's taxonomy places the organism in Eukaryota, Metazoa, Mollusca, Cephalopoda, Sepiida, Sepiidae.
AUGCAAGAUGUUCAAUACACUGAGGAUACCUUGAUUGACAACUUAGAACAUGCUGCGAAACUCAUUGAACAAGCUGAACGCUAUGAAGUCUUGGGUGAUAUCUACAAACUUAUUAUUCCAAUGUAUGAAGUUGCAAGAGAUUUUGCGAGGUUGGCUGAGAGUUACAGGAAAUUGUUUGAGGCUUACAACAAAGUUGUUGAAGUGAUGCAUUCUGGGAAACGUCUUCUCGGUAAAUUCUACCGGGUAGCUUUUUAUGGCCAGGCCCAUUUUGAUGAAGAAAAUGGUAAAGAAUAUAUCUACAAGGAGCCAAAAGUAACAAGUUUAGCCGAGAUCUGCGACAGACUUUCCACACUUUAUACAUACAGAUAUGGUAAAGAAAAUGUAAAACUUAUCAUGGAUUCCAAGAAGGUAAAUGUUGAAGAAUUGGAUCCAAAAUAUGCCUUCAUCCAGGUGACAUAUGUUACUCCAUAUUUUAGCAAGGAAGAGGCCAAAGAACGUCAAACAGAGUUUGAACGAAACAACAAUAUCAGAACGUUCAUGUUUGAGACGCCCUUCACUAAAAAUGGAAAGGCUCAGGGUGCGAUUGACGAACAAUACAAAUUGCGUACCAUAUUAUCUACCUCUCAUACAUUUCCUUAUGUGAAAAAGCGGAUAGAAGUUGUUGAGCACAAUGAGCAAGAACUGUCUCCCAUCGAAGUUGCAAUUGAUGAAAUUCAGAGCAAGACAAACGACCUGAAUGAGGUUGUGCGUGCUGUGACGCCUGAUGUCAAAAAACUGCAGCUGAACCUUCAGGGAUGUGUCAGCGCACAGGUGAGUAUGACAGUGCAUUUGCAAAAUAUGAGCACUCUUUUUCUUUUUUCUUUUCUUUUUUUUCUUUUCUUUUUUUUCUUUUCUUUUUUUCUUUUCUUUUUUUUCUUUUCUUUUUUUUCUUUUCUUUUCUUUUCUUUUUCUUUUUUCUUUUUUCUUUUUUUUCUUUUUCUUUUUUUCUUUUUUCUUUUCUUUUUUCUUUUUCUUUUUUUCUUCUUUUUUCUUUUUCUUUCUUCUUUUUUUCUUUUUUCUUUUCUUUUUUCUUUUUUUUCUUUUUUUUUUUCUUUUUUUUUUUUUUCUUUUUUUUUUUCUUUUUUUUUCUUUUUUUUUUUUUUUUUUUUUUUCUUCUUUUUUUUUUUUUUCUUUUUUUUUUUUUUUUUUUUUUUUCUUUUUUCUUUUUUUUUUUUUUUUCUUUUUCUUUUUCUUUUUUUCUUUUUCUUUUUUUUUUUCUUUUUUCUUUUUUUUUUUCUUUUUCUUUUUUCUUUUUCUUUUUUUUUUUUUUUUUUUUUUUUUUCUUUUUUUUUCUUCUUUAUUUCUUUUCUUUUUUUCUUCUUUUUUCUUUUCUUUUCUUCUUUUUUUCUUUUCUUUUUUUCUUUUCUUUUCUUUUUUUUUUUUUCCCUGAACUCUGACUGUUUGUACCACUUAUUUUUUUUCUCCCUCAUCAUCUUCUCUCUUUCCCUCCCUCCUUGUCCUCUUCUCUCUCCCUCCCUCCUUGUCCCUUCUCUCUCUCCCUCCUUGUCCUCUUCUCUCUCCCUCCCUCCUUGUCCUCUUCUCUCUCUCCUCCCCUCCUUGUCCUCUUCUCUCUCUCCCUCCCUCCUUGUCCCUCUUCUCUCUCCUCCCUCCCCUCCUUGUCCCUCCUUCUCUCUCUCCCUCCCUCCUUGUCCUCUUCUCUCUCCCUCCCUCCUUGUCCUCUUCUCUCUCUCCCUCCCUCCUUGUCCUCUUCUCUCUCUCCCUCCCUCCUUGUCCUCUUCUCUCUCUCCCUCCCUCCUUGUCCUUCUCUCUCUCCCUCCCCUCCUUGUCCCUCCUUCUCUCUCUCUCCCUCCCCCUCCUUGUCCUCUUCUCUCUCUCUCUCCCUCCCUCCUUGUCCCUCUCUCUCUCUCCCUCCCUCCUUGUCCUCUCUCUCUCCCUCCCUCCCUCCUUGUCCCUCUUCUCUCUCUCCCUCCCCCUCCUUGUCCUCUUCUCUCUCUCCCUCCCCCUCCCUCCUCUCCCUCCUGUCCUCCUUGUCCUCUCUCUCCCUCCCUCCCUCCUUGUGUCCUCUUCUCUCUCUCUCCCUCCCUCCUUGUCCUCUUCUCUCUCUCCCUCCCUCCCUCCUUGUCCUCUUCUCCUCCCCUCCCUCCUUGUCCUCUUCUCUCUCUCUCUCCCUCCCUCCUUGUCCUCUCUCUCUCUCUCUCUCCCUUGUCCUUGUCCUCUCUCUCUCUCUCCCUCCCUCCUUGUCCCUCUUCUCUCUCUCUCCCUCCUCCUUGUCCUCUUCUCUCUCUCUCCCUCCCUCCUUGUCCUCUUCUCUCUCCUCCCCUCCCUCCUUCUCCCUCUCCCUCCUUCUCCUACCCUCCCCUCCUUGUCCUCUUCUCUCUCCUCCCUCCCUCCUUCUCCCUCCCUCCCUCCCUUCCCCCCUCCCUCCCUCCUUGUCCUCCCCCUCCCUCCUUGUCCUCUUCUCUCUCUUCUCUCUCCUUGUCCUCUUCUCUCUCUCUCUCCCCCCAUUGUCCCUCUCUCUCUCUCUCUCCCUCCUUGUCCUCUCUCUCUCUCUCUCUCUCCCUCCUUGUCCUCUUCUCUCUCUCUCUCCUUGUCCUCUUCUCUCUCUCUCUCCUUGUCCUCUUCUCUCUCUCUCUCUCCUUCUCCCUCUCUCUCUCUCUCUCUCCUUCUCUCUCUCUCUCUCUCCUUGUCCCUUCUUCUCUCCCCCCCUCCCUCCCUCCUUGUCCUCUUCUCUCUCUCUCUCUCUCUCUCCUUGUCCUCUUCUCUCUCUCUCUCUCCUUGUCCUCUUCUCUCUCCCUUUCCCUGCAGAUAAGUGUUUGGAUUAUGUACAACCCAUUACAACUUUGUUUUAUCUUCUUUAUACCAUACAUUCUUUCUCUUUCUCUUUCUCUCUUGCUUCAAUUUUCUUCAUUUCUCCCUCUCAUUCUCCCUCCCUCCCUUCCUCUUAUGCGGCUUUCUCACUCUCUUUUUGCAGGCCUUCUCCCUCACUCCCGCACUCCUUGUGGGCCUUCUUCUCCUUUGCUCUCUCUCUCUCUUUGCAGGCCUGCUUCUCCUUUGCUCUCUCUCUCUCUUUGCAGGCCUGCUUCUCCUUUGCUCUCUCUCUCUCUUUGCAGGCCUGCUUCUCCUUUGCUCUCUCUCUCUCUUUGCAGGCCUGCUUCUCCUUGCUCUCUCUCUCUCUCUUUGCAGGCCUGCUUCUCCUUCUCUCUCUCUCUCUCUCUCUCUUUGCAGGCCUGCUUCUCCUUUGCUCUCUCUCUCUCUCUCUCUCUUUGCAGGCUUCUUCCUUUGCUCUCUCUCUCUUUGCAGGCCUGCUUCUUCCUUUGCUCUCUCUCUCUUUGCAGGCCUGCUUCUUCUUUUGCUCUCUCUCUCUUUGCAGGCCUGCUUCUUCCUUCUUCUCUCUUUGCAGGCCUGCUUCUUCCUUUGCUCUCUCUCUCUUUGCAGGCCUGCUUCUUCCUUUUUGCUCUCUCUCUCUUUGCAGGCCUGCUUCUCCUUUGCUCUCUCUCUCUCUCUUUGCAGGCCUGCUUCUUCCUUUGCUCUCUCUCUCUUUGCAGGCCUGCUUCUCCUUUGCUCUCUCUCUCUCUCUCUUUGCAGACCUUCUUCUUCUUCUUUAGUCUCUCUCUCUCUCUUUGCAGACCUUCUUCUCCUUUGCUCUAUCUCUCUUUGUGGGCAUUCUCUCCCUUCUCACACUCUCUCUGUGGGGCCUUCUCACUCUUCUCACUCUUCUCACUCUCUCUCCUUGCAGGCCUUCUCCCUCCCUCCAUGCAUUCCUUCUUUCAAUCUCUCUCACUCUUAGACUUCCUUUCCAUCUUAUCUAUUCUCUGA